Molecule: messenger RNA, 5482 nt
Organism: Owenia fusiformis
Lineage: Eukaryota; Metazoa; Annelida; Polychaeta; Sabellida; Oweniidae
Source: the annotation of a GenBank genome assembly
AAAAUCUCACUGAACGAAACUAACUUCCGGCACUUUAACAAGGAAGAAGUUAUGAAAAUAUUUCAUUAGAUUUACUUUCUCUUGGAUCACAGGAACUUGUGUACGGACUUAAUGCGUCAUGUUUGACAAAAGCACUUGGAUACGGUUAAUUGCGUGAAUGCACACGAAACACUUGUAGGUCAAAAACACACAGAUACAAAGGUCAGUCCAUACUACAAAGGGAGAAGUGCCAUGAGAGGGGUCAUGAUUAGAUAAGAUCCCCUGCAGUCGAUCCCUGCCUAAAGCUUACACAUUCAAACCCAUUCUGCACUACAGACCAAUAGCUUGCCUUAUGUCACCACCAGGAUGGGAAAUCUAUAUAUGAGAUCAUUAUAAUGAGCCAUGACGUCUAGAUUUGCGUCAUUUAGGAUAAAAAGAUCAUCAUAAGAACAUCAGAAUGUGAUGAAAAAUGUCUAGAGAUCGAUUCUGGUUAGAUCUAAAACAUUUUCAGUGAGAGGUAUUAAGGCAAAUAUAGCAUGUGACGAAUUGAUGCAUUCAGCAAAAAUAUACAUGGAGGAGGUGGAAUUUGUAGAUUUUUAAGUUUUUAAAGUUUGUAAGUUUUUAAUCAUUCACUAAAAAAGUAGAAAAAUAUGAGAAAUUUUCAUUGCCAUGCACAAUGACAUCGUAAAUGUAUAAGUAAAUGUAUUGGUGACUACAUACAUGUCAAGAACUAGUGUUACAUCCACUUAUACCAAGAUACAUUGAGAUAAAGAGCCAUUUGCAAGAUAAUAAGGCAUAGUAGUACAAAAACUAGCCAGACAAAGUAUACUUCAGAAUCAGUAUAAAAUAUUUAUUCCUUGAUGUUAAAGUGAAAAUCUCACUGUAACUAUACGCUACUCUCUGAACCUCAACUAGAGGGUUCCAGGCAGAAUGGAAAAAAACUGAUAAAUAGCUUAACAUAUAUGGUAGCCUCAAACUGAAGUUUUUGUUGGUAUGAGAAAUGAAUGCUUGGAGAGAAUGUGUAUGUAAUACCACUUGAUUAUUAAAGAACACCUGAAUCAAGAUAAACGUCUCACUUAACUUGUGAUAACAGUGGACUUACUUAUCAAUGACACCUAUAAUGACCUGAAAAUAAAUCGUCAGUGAAUUUUUCAUUUUUUAUUUAUUAUUCCUUGCAUUCAUUCAUGAGAAAAUGAAUGGUUUGAUUGUUGCAUUGAAUGGUUAGAUUGUUGCAUUAAAUGGUUAGAUCGUUGCCUUUCUCUUUGAUUUAUACAAUAACAACAUAAGUUACCUAUAAGUGCAUAUAUGAUUUGCUAUUGUAACAUGAGGAUUUCUAGUUAAAAGGAAAUGUUUUUAUAUUUCAAUUGAAUAAUAUUUUGUAAAUAUGUUAAUGCUUAUAAAUACUCUCACAUAUAUUUACAUGUGUAAAUUCUUUGCUUUUAUAAGUUGUUGAUGUACACUUAAACUAGUUAAUAUUUAGUACAAAGUACCUUUUUAAUCUGAUGUCAAAAGUCAAUUAAUUAAAUAGCUAUACAUGUAGUAAGUUAAGAAUAAGAGUUCCUGAAAGUUCAAUUCAGGACAUAUUCAUCAAAAUUAAAUAGAAACUUCAUUGAAAAAUAGAUGUCGCUGUGGCAUACAAAUACACAGUAUGCUUUCCAUUGAAUCCAUGGUGAUGUACUCAGUAUUUUAUAUUGGAGCACUGCUUUCAACUAGAUUUUCACACAAGAAAUAGACUAAGCUUCAGCUGGCUAAGAACACCCUUUACACAUGCAAAAUGUGAACACUGGAUACUGAACACCCCCUUUUUCAUGUUAUUACAUUCACUGCUUUGUGAACAUGAACUUUGUACAUAUUAAUUCAUAUGCCAAAGGAUCUAAAGAAAUUGUGAAAGUUGAACAAUCAAAAUCCAAACAAAAAAUGGAACAAAAUCAAACUCGAAAGAAAGAAAUUGCAUUUCAUGAUCGAGAUUAUGAUUACACUCAAUCCGUCCCAUCCCAGGACUCUCUCAAGCCUAUUAUAGCAUGUGCAGAAUUUCAGGAUAGAUUUACAAGAUCUUUGAAAAUCACACCAGGGACUAUGUCUUCCAUUACUCAAGUAACCAAAAAAUCGACCAGUUCAUCAUCCAAAUAUGGUAAAUCUGCACACGGAGAAGCAGAGGCUCCCUCUCCUGCUAGUCAACCACACCGGACGUUCCUCAGAUCAGAAAGUUCUGUCUCGGAACAUUACGAAGUUGAUAGCGGAAAUGCAAUAUAUCAGAUUCACUUUGACAGUACAUUAAGUGUGUGCAAUACAUUCUGGCGACCGGCCUUAACAUUCUCGCCAUACAAGUAUGGUGAUAUGGUGCUAGAGUUUGGAGAUAUUUGGCCUGAUGACUCCACCCUUCCUGGCUUAAUGAAGGAGGCUUUCCAGAUGACUGCCUUAAGACGUUCAGUUCUUGAGAUAUGUAAACUUGUCCUGAGGUGUGGCCCUUUGAGGGUGCUGAAGUUGCUCUUAGAACAGAGAGUGAUAGGCAUAGAUCAAGUUUUUGAGAAUGGGUCCAGUAUGUUACAUAUUGCGUGUAUAGCCCGCAACAGUGAUGCAGUGCAGCAUCUUUGCAGCCUAGGAAUUAAUCCAAAGAUUCAAGAUAAAUAUGGUCGUACUGCAGAUCAAGUUUUGUUCUGCCCAAAAAUUCGCAAACUACUCCCAGCACGUUAUCUUAUGAGUCCUCCGCGAGAUGGUCGGAGAUCACAACCACCUGCAAGUAUGCAUGAUAAGGAAACAAUGUUUCAAAUGGCUCAUUCAGUAAAAGAUGUUGAUGAACUGGAGAUUAAAUUACAGACACUUGACUUUGAUGUGAACAGUGAAACCAAUAGCAAGGGAGAUUACCUCAUACAUGUUGCAGCACGAGAAGGUCUAAGUCAAAUGUCUUUCCUGAGAUGCCUAGCGAGGAUCCAAGAUGCUGACAUUGAGCUCCAAAAUGCAAAGGGAAUGACCGCGCUGAUGAUAGCCUCUGAGAUGGGUGAUGCUGUACUAGUUGAUGUCUUGUUGUGCCUCAUUGGGUCCAACCCUAACACCCCUAACCGUUCUAAUGGUUGGACAGCACUCCAUUACUCUGCUAGAGAAAAUCAGAUUGAUGUGGCAAAUUGUUUGACAAAACGUGGUGCUGAUUUUAAUUUGGAAGACUUUGAAGGCCGAAGAGCUGAUGAUAUUGCUAAGCAAUAUAAUGUCCAAGACUGCAGGGAGGUCAUUGAGGCACAGAGGGUGUUACGUAUUGAGAGUCUCAGUCAACAAGUACAACAGGGUGAACUUACCUCAACUAGUCUUAGGGUGACAGAUCUUUUCAAUGUAGACAGGGAGGGAAACACAUUGAUCAUGGCAGCUGCCACACAUAAUCAGUGUGACAAUCUGGAGCUCCUAAUACAAAGGGAAGCUAGUCCAAUUGAUGCUCAACAUGAACGAACGGGUAGAACAGCACUGACGAUGGCAGCCAUGUUAGGCCAUGAGGAAGCUGUACGACUUCUUUUAAAGUAUGAUGCUAAUCCAUCCAUUAGGGAUAUAGAUGGCUACCUUUCCCUCCACUAUGCAGUACAGCAUGGGCACUGUGAGACUGUUAGAGCCAUACUGAAAUAUCCCAGGGCUUUCAUGGGUCUUGCAACAAGUUUGAGAUUAACAAAUGACCUAGUGAUGCAAUCCCUUAUAAAAGAUGCCAUAAAUCGACGCCAAGUUGAGAUUGUAAACCCAGAACUUUUUGAAUGUGCCUUAACAGGAAAUGCUCAACAAUUAUUUUGUGUACUUGAAGAAGGCGACAGCGUAAAUCCAUCUAGUGGGGUUGGAGACUGGCCUUUAUACCUAGCAGCUGAAAAUGGCCACAUUGACGUCAUUAAACUUCUGUAUGAAAAAGGUGGCGAUGUUCGACGCCAGCACCCUAACACACGCAACACUCUCCUGCAUGUUGCAAGCUCUCGAGGACAUUUAGCUGUUGUGAAAUACCUGGUGCAAUUCUGUAAACAAAAUGGCUACAACACUCCAUCUGUGAAUGGCCCCUCACACUAUCGGGAGCUUCACAUAAAUGUAUUGAACAAUCAAGGCAAAACUGCAUUACAGUUAGCAGCUGAGAAGGGCUACAGUAAGAUAGUGAAGGAGUUGCUAAACCAUGGUGCAACUACAGUUAUCUUAGGUCCAGAUGGUCAGUUAUUCUCCUGUAUGGUCUACCAAGGCAUACAAGUCCUCAUUGAGACACACAGGGAAAAGCAUACCACUGAAAUCAUGAAUUGUAUACAAGAUACGAAAGCUAGGAAAAGUUUCUCCCAACUGAAAAAGAUAUGGCAGCCAAGGUUUGAUCAUAAUCUACGAGACAAAUCAGGUGAUUCUCCUCUCAUGGUAUCCUGCUCAGCAGCUCGUCUUGAUAUCCUCAAAUUCCUGCUUGAGUCUGCUGUCUAUGAUAUAGAGGGCACCACUGCUGACUCAAGCUAUGACGGCUAUGUUGAUGACUCUGAUAAUGAUUCUGGCGUUUUAGAGAUUACAAGAUCACAGAAGUUCACAAGGGAACCGAAGGGUGUCCACGAUGAUGUCUCAAUGCCUGAAGUGGCCAGUGACCAGGAACCUGUACCCAGUGCCCACUAUACAUUUCCAUUCUCCAAGCGCAGAGGACCACCAGAGUCGCCCACUAGGGAAAAACAGUUCUCUAUAGCCAGUGCACAGUCAUCUGCUCCUCCAAGGUCUAUGCCAGGAGAUAAUUUCAAAACAGCCAAAAGAAGAUUAUUUGAACAAACAAAGCAAACAAACAAUUCUGAGGGAGACCUGAAGCAAUUAGAGGCCUCAUCAAGUACAAAUAUGUUGAACAGUAUAUCAACAAUGUUUGAUGACAUCACUAAACAGAGGGCAGGUGUAUUUACUUCAGAUAAGAUGGUGAGUCAUGUGUGUGCUGUGAAUGCCAAGGAUGGGGCAACUGCUCUCCAUAGAACCAUCCAGAGUGGAGAUCAUUAUCAGAUCAUCCUCCUGUUAGUAGAAUGUGACCAGACAUGUGUCAACAUACAAGAUGAUCAUGGUCUUAGCCCCAUACAUCUGGCAUGCAAACUGGGCAGGAGGAAAAUUGUUGAAAAAUUGACAGCAAUGCCUUAUGUAGAUCUGAACAGUCGCACAUUGGAUGGUAAACUACCUGAGGAGAUGACAACAAAUAAGCUGUUUAUUAAACUCAUUACUGACUCAAGACUUCAACAUCCAUAUAAGCCUCCACAAAUGUUUACUUCCUGUCCACUUGGAUUCUCCUCCAAUACAGAAGAGUCCCCAAGUGUUGGGGCAGGAACUAGCGUAGACUUUGAUAAAAUCAAUACACGCUUCCAAAUGAUGAAAUCACAAAUGGGCCCUGAUUUAGCACAAUAGAUACACAUUUCUUACAAAGGAACAGUAAUGGAUUGAGGCCCUAAGUGAAACAACUUUUAAUUCUGGAAUCAGUGAUCAAGCCUACAUGUACAGUAAUUGGGAACUGAUCUCUGUUUCUUGUAAGACCAAUGGGAAGUGUGGA